AUGAGGACAAGGGUGGGUGCGGUUCCAUUCACGGUCGUAUCGCAUUUGCUGGCAAUUGCAGCGGCGUUUAUGGUGUUGGUAUGGUGCAUCCAUUUCAGAGGUGGUCUUGCUUUCGAAUCCACCAAUAAGUCUCUCAUCUUCAAUAUUCAUCCGGUGCUAAUGUUAAUUGGAUUCAUAAUUCUAGGUGGUGAAGCCAUAAUCAGUUACAAAGCUAUUCCCUUGUCGAAGGAAGUGAAGAAGGUGAUCCAUCUCACUUUGCACUUCAUUGCCCUCAUCCUUGGCAUUGUCGGGAUCUAUGCCGCAUUCAAAUUUCACAAUGAGAGCUCCAUUGCCAAUCUCUACAGUUUGCAUUCCUGGUUAGGGAUUGGAGUUAUCUGUCUUUAUGGUAUUCAGUGGAUAUUUGGGUUCCUAAUGUUCUUUUACCCUAGUGGGGUAGCCGCAAUUAGAGUUCAAUCUCUUCCAUGGCAUGUUCUCUUCGGGUUGUUCGUGUAUAUAUUGGCCCUUGCCACUGCAAUACUAGGCUUUAUGGAGAAGCUCACCUUCCUCGAGACCGGAGGCCUUGCCAAGUAUGGAACUGAAGCUUUCCUCGUCAACUUCACUGCCAUCAUUACUAUUUUGUUUGGAGGCUUCAUUGUGUUAACUGCUGUUUCUCCAGCUCCUGUAGAGGACGACUUUAGCUAUUCACGUAUCUAAUCUAAAUCUGAUCAUUAUGAUUUUGUAUGUUCAUCUAUGAUUCAUGUACUAGUUAUCAAUGUUGAUUGUUGGGAUACCUUAAGAUGUU
Messenger RNA from Telopea speciosissima, 781 nucleotides. RefSeq names its product probable ascorbate-specific transmembrane electron transporter 1. Gene Ontology annotation, molecular function: oxidoreductase activity. The coding region runs from base 1 to 693 and encodes 230 amino acids. The transcript is spliced from 4 exons. The record is from RefSeq and is a predicted model, not a curated record. NCBI's taxonomy places the organism in Eukaryota, Viridiplantae, Streptophyta, Magnoliopsida, Proteales, Proteaceae.